Molecule: messenger RNA, 3171 nt
Organism: Aureobasidium musti
Lineage: Eukaryota; Fungi; Ascomycota; Dothideomycetes; Dothideales; Saccotheciaceae
Source: the annotation of a GenBank genome assembly
AUGUCGUAUAUGCGCCGGCCCUCGGCGACCAGCGACCGAGCAUACACCAACGGAGACGGCUACCAGUUCCCGCGACGCUACGACCUCGACACGACAAGCAGGGACAACAGCGCAGACGAAAGGAGUCGAUCAAGAGGUCCUGCUGCUGGAAAUGGUUAUGGCGGUCUCGUUCGUGGAGCACAGGAUGACUAUAUCCCUCGAGUAGGCAGUCCAGCCCGACUGGAGCGGAGCAAGAGAGCCAGUGGAGAAGGCAGACCAGGCAGCAGGAGCAGGAGCAGAGCCGCCAGCGAGAUGCGCAAUGCAGAGAACAGCAGGCAGGUCGAGGAGAUUCUGCGCUACAUCGACCGCCAUUGGGGCCAAAUGGCAAAUGAGUCGUGUGUGCCUGUUAAGGUUGCCCUCCAGCUCAUGGACCAGAGCUCUCUCGGUCUGGCCGACCAGUACCAAAGCUUCCAAGAGACACACCAACAGUUACAAAAUGCUCUCAAGGCCAUUGUCAACCAGCACCAUCAAGGCUUCAACUCGUCCAUUGGUACUUUCCAUCAGAUCCAAUCCAGCAUCCAAUCCUCGCAGCAAAGAGUCCGCUCCUUGAAACAGUCCCUCGUCCAGGCCAAAGGGAACCUUCGUACUACUCGUCCCGAGCUCAAAGCGUUUGCUCAGUCAAGUCAGAGCUACGACCACAUGCUGCAGACUCUGGCAUACAUUGAGCAGUUGCAACUCAUGCCUGCCAAACUCGAAGCCCAGAUCUCAGAGAAGCGCUUCCUCGGUGCUGUAGAGACACUGCAGGACGCCCUCAAACUCAUGCACAAGCCCGACAUGGAAGAUAUUGGUGCCUUGAGCGACUUGCGUGUCUACUUCAGCAACCAAGAACACUCCAUUACCGACAUACUCAUCCAAGAACUGCACAGCCACCUCUAUCUCAAGAGCCCUUACUGCGAAGAACGAUGGAAGCAAUACGCCAACCGCUCUACUACUACUGGUACUACCUCAUUCGAGAUCGAGGGUCGUCAGUUGUACCGCUUUCUCGAGGCUUUUGAUCCAAAUCAGAUCCUGACCGAAGACACGUCCCGCAAUCCCGAAGCAGACACUUUCUCCUACAUCCAGCUCCUGGUUGAAGCACUCGAUCGCAUGUCACGUCUGGACCUUGCAGUCGAUCAAAUCGAGCAGAGACUGCCCGUCGAGCUGUUCCGUGUCGUUGAGAGAUCAUAUACCGAAGUCGAGCAAAACUAUCCUGGUCUCAUUCGUGGCGCCGCAAAGCAGCAACACUUCCAGCUUGAUAACAUCAAUGCUGACAUCAACCAAGACAAGAAGAUGAUCCUUGAAGACAUGCUGUCUACCUUGUACGCCAAAUUCGAAGCCAUCGCAGAAGGUCACCGUGUUCUACAUGAAGUCAUUCGUGGUAUAUUAUCCCGCCAAGGCAGUCAUGAACCCGCCUUGUUGCGCAGCUUCCGCGAACUCUGGAAACUGUAUCAGAGUGAGAUUCGAAGUUUGCUGCAUGACCAUCUGGCUGCUAGUGGUAGCCCUGAGAACUCAUCACAUCCCGAACAUCAUCAUGCAGCAAACAUCUUCAAGCCUCAUGCUCGGGAUCGUAACAAACGCUUGUUCAAGUUGGCAGAUACAGACAGCAAGUCAACCGAACUGACCAUCGANAAAGAAGACCUCGACUUCAUUCUCAAAUCUUCGGUCCCUGGCCUGGCAGCCACAGGCACAACGCCUGCUGUCAAGGAUGCCGAGAAUGAAAAGAACGAAGAUCGUUCAGCUACUGGCCACAAGCUGUUGGUUGAACCUAGUGUCUUCAACAUGGGUAUCCUGCUGCCUCCUUCAUUGUCUUUCUUGACAAGGCUAAAGGAUGUUGUACCACCAAGCUCCGAGAUUGUGACAAGCACUCUCACCUCUUUCCUCGACGACUUUUUGAUCAACGUCUUCCUUCCGCAGCUGGAAGAAGCCUUGACAGAUAUGUGUAUGGCUGCAUCUGCAGAAAGCGAUGCCUUCCAGCAAGACCCCAAAUGGCAGGUGCGAGCACAGAAACCAGUCUUCAAGGGCACGGCAAACUUCCUUGACUUGAUCAAAGCCUUUUGCAUGCUGCUGGACAGCCUGCCUCAUGAUCAAGCAUUCAGUCAAUUGGUCAUGGCACAAAUGCGCAUCUAUUACGACAAGUGCUACAAUUGGUACCGCGCACUAGUCAUGCGACCACAACAAAACUCCAGCGAAGAAAGGAAACCCAAGCGAUCGGCCGCACUCGCAGAGUAUAACGCAGACAUGCGAGACGCAGUAGCCACCCUUCUUGCUCAUGAAGCCGAAAACGCAGACGACGUCCAACGCCUGAUGCAAGAACAAACCGCAUCACUGAUUGCCAACGUCAAAGCCUCCUCACUCACAGACGCAGACCUGAUCUUCGAUCGCAAAUGCGUCAGCGGGUUGUGUACAUUAUACAACAGCACGCGCUGGUUUGUCGCCCACAUCACUCAACUGCGCCACAUGUCCAGCUCAAUGUCCAACUCCAACACCUCCACAACAUCUUCACGGCAUCAAACUCGUCGCUGGACAACUUUGAUAUCGCCCAACCCUCAUGCUGCAGUCUAUCUCCCUCUAGACACACAAUCCUCUCGCGACUUUGACGCCAUCACUACAUCAAUGACCGACCUCGGAUCUCUAAUCCUACGAACCUUGCAUCUUGAAAUGCGCCUUCAAAUCCUUUCUGGAGUUUCUCGAGCAUUGAAUACGACUUAUCUGCUCGGUCAACCUUAUAAUGAUCCAGACCCUUCUAUUCUCUCUCUCUCAACCCACCUUCUAAACUUCGACGAGGAUUUGUCUCUGAAUCUUCCUUCUGCCCAACAUCGUCUGCUGGUGCUGCAUCUCGCCCAUCCAGCUUCUAUAGCUUUAACUUCUUUCACAAGCACCAUUCCUGCAAUGGAUGUCCACGGUAUAGGCCGCAUGCACCUCAACAUCCUGGUUUUGCAACAAGUGCUCAAAGACAUCGAGUCCUCAUCAUCUCUUCAACAAGCAGCAGAUUUCUGGAGUUGGUUUAGCGAUAAGCCUAAAGAUAUGGUUGAUGCUGUUACUCAAGGGGAAUUGACGAAGAUGGAAGCGAAAGAGUUGGUUAGGCUUUGGGGUAGUGGGAAGGGAGAUAUCGGUAGAGUGGAAGUCGAAGAGGCGUUAAGAGGUUUAGAUUAG